CCUUUACUUUAGUAUUCUCUUGAGGCCAGCGGCGAUUGGUUUUGCAAUUACUAAUUUUUAUUUAACUUAAAAGAUAGUACAACUAUUUAGUGCAUUUAAACAAUGUCGCAGAUCUGUAAGCGCGGUUUGUUGAUCAGCAACCGAUUGGCGCCCGCCGCCCUCCGUUGCAAAUCAACAUGGUUCUCUGAGGUGCAAAUGGGUCCUCCUGAUGCCAUCUUGGGCGUUACAGAGGCCUUUAAGAAGGACACGAACCCGAAGAAGAUCAACUUGGGCGCUGGCGCCUAUCGUGAUGACAACACUCAGCCCUUUGUGCUGCCCAGUGUUCGGGAGGCCGAGAAGAGAGUACUGAGCCGUAAUUUGGACAAGGAAUACGCAACUAUUAUUGGCAUUCCAGACUUCUACAACAAGGCCAUUGAACUGGCUUUGGGCCAGGGAUCCAAGCGUCUGGCGGCCAAGCACAAUGUGACCGCCCAGUCCAUCAGUGGAACUGGUGCUCUGCGCAUUGGAGCUGCAUUUCUGGCCAAAUUCUGGAAGGGCAACCGUGAAAUCUACAUCCCAACUCCAUCUUGGGGUAACCACGUCGCCAUUUUCGAGCACGCCGGCCUGCCUGUUAAUAGGUAUCGCUACUACAACAAGGACACUUGCGCUCUGGACUUCAGCGGACUGAUUGAGGAUCUGAAGAAAAUCCCGGAGAAGAGCAUUGUUCUCCUGCACGCCUGCGCCCACAACCCAACUGGAGUCGAUCCUACUUUAGAGCAAUGGCGCGAGAUCUCCGCGGUGGUGAAGAAACGUAAUCUGUAUCCCUUCAUCGAUAUGGCCUACCAGGGCUUUGCCACUGGAGACGUUGAUCGCGAUGCCCAGGCUGUUCGUACCUUCGAAGCCGAUGGCCACGACUUCACCUUGGCCCAGAGUUUCGCCAAGAACAUGGGAUUGUAUGGUGAACGUGCUGGUGCCUUUAGCAUUGUGUGCUCCGACGAGGAGGAGGCAGCCCGUGUAUUGUCUCAAGUAAAGAUCCUGAUCCGUGGUCUGUACUCCAACCCUCCUGUUCAUGGAGCUCGUAUUGCCGGCGAGAUCCUUAACAACGAGGACUUACGUUCCCAGUGGCUGAAGGAUGUGAAACUGAUGGCCGAUCGGAUUAUCAAUGUACGAGCCCAGCUCAAGGAUAACCUGGAGAAACUGGGAUCCAGCCAGAACUGGGACCACAUUGUUAACCAAAUCGGCAUGUUCUGUUUCACGGGCUUGAAGCCAGAACAGGUUCAGAAAUUGAUCAAGGAGCACAGUGUCUAUCUGACCAACGAUGGUCGUAUUUCGAUGGCGGGAGUAACCAGCAAGAAUGUUGAGUACCUGGCCGAGAGCAUACACAAGGUCACCAAGUAGGGUGGAGCUAAAAGUGGACCAGUGGAGAUCGAAGUAGAGAUGGAGUUUCAGUAGUACCUUCUUAUCGGCACCUGUACGAAUUUUCUAGCACCAAUGAAAUUGAGAACUCUAGUUAAACGAAUGCAUUUUGCACACUCUCUAUAUAUCUCUGUAUAUAAGCUAAAUGAUCUGCCUUUUUGAAAGUAAAGCAUUUUAAAUGAUAGAAAAUA
Molecule: messenger RNA, 1586 nt
Organism: Drosophila eugracilis
Lineage: Eukaryota; Metazoa; Arthropoda; Insecta; Diptera; Drosophilidae
Gene: Got2
Product: aspartate aminotransferase, mitochondrial
Exons: 5
Coding region: 103-1377 (424 amino acids)
Biological process (GO): L-aspartate catabolic process; biosynthetic process
Cellular component (GO): mitochondrion
Molecular function (GO): pyridoxal phosphate binding; L-aspartate:2-oxoglutarate transaminase activity
Source: RefSeq, a predicted model, not a curated record